Molecule: messenger RNA, 12752 nt
Organism: Anguilla anguilla (European eel)
Lineage: Eukaryota; Metazoa; Chordata; Actinopteri; Anguilliformes; Anguillidae
Product: msx2-interacting protein-like
Exons: 15
Coding region: 190-10992 (3600 amino acids)
Biological process (GO): regulation of alternative mRNA splicing, via spliceosome
Cellular component (GO): nucleus
Molecular function (GO): mRNA binding
Source: RefSeq, a predicted model, not a curated record
UCACGCGAAUGCCAGAGCGCGGUUCUGUCGACAGAGCGCGCUAGUAGUUAGUAGAGAACGCCUGCGCGAGAGCUAAUGGCUGAAUUGGACAGCAGCAACGUUCAGUUUUCAGCGCGGACAUACUCAACCGAUUAGGAGUACAUCGUUAUAAAACAUUAUCUGUAUGAACGGGGGACACAAAGGCACAGUAUGGUCCGGGAAACCAGACAUCUAUGGGUUGGGAAUUUACCCGAAAAUGUACGAGAGGAAAAAAUUGUCGAACAUUUCAAACGGUAUGGACGGGUGGAGAGUGUCAAAAUCCUUCCGAAACGUGGGUCAGAGGGCGGAGUCGCGGCCUUCGUGGAUUUCGUGGACAUUAAGAGCGCCCAGAAGGCCCACAACUCCAUCAACAAAAUGGGGGACAGAGACCUGCGCACCGAUUACAAUGAGCCGGGCACGAUCCCCAGCGCCGCGCGGGGCCUGGACGAUAGCCUUUCCUUAGGCAAUCGCGGGCGGGAUGUUUCGGGGUUCACAAGGGGGCCGGGGGGGCCUGUGUAUGGGCCCCCCACGUCCCUCCACAGCAGAGAGGGACGCUAUGAACGCAGACUAGACGGGGCUUCCGACGGUCGGGAGCGUGCGUAUGAUCACAGUGCCUAUGGACACCACGAGCGCGGCGGCAGCUUCGACCGGCAGCGCCACUACGACGCGGACUAUUACCGGGAGCCGCGGGAGCGAGCGCUGGCGGGCGCCGGGGCGGGCUCGGGCCCCGGGGGGGUCGGGGGAGGGGUCGGGGGUCCCGGCGCCGGCGGCGGAGGGCCGGGGGCGGGCGCGGGCGGAGCGGCGGGAGGGGUCGGGGGCGCCGGGGGCGGGGGGCCCUCCUCGGUCGGGGCGGGGUACUACGGGUCCCGCAGCCGCAGCCCCAGCCGGUUCGAGACGCCGGAGCGGCGCUACGAGGCGCGGGGGCGGGAGCCCUGCGCGCGCGAGCCCUUCGCCCUGGCCAGCGUGGUGCACCGCGACCCGUACCGCGAGGAGAGGGGGCGCCGCGCCGACCGCGCCUACCACCACAGCCGCAGCCGCUCGCCGCACUCCUCGCAGUCCCGCAACCCCUCGCCGCAGCGGCUGGCCGGCCAGGCGUCCCGCCUGCCCCGCUCCCCCAGCGGCUCGGGCUCCCGCAGCCGCUCCUCCAGCUCCGACUCGGUCAGCAGCACCAGCAGCAGCAGCAGCGGCAGCAGCGACUCCAGCAGCAGCUCCAGCGACGAGUCGCCGGCGCGCUCCGUGCAGUCCGCGGCGGUGCCGGCCCCGCCCUCCCUGCCCCCGCCGGCCCUGGACAAGGACGAGCCCCGCAAGAGCUUCGGCAUCAAGGUCCAGAACCUGCCCGUGCGUUCCACAGACACGAGCCUGAAGGACGGCCUUUUCCACGAGUUUAAGAAGUAUGGGAAGGUGACGUCGGUGCAGAUCCACGGGGCGUUGGAGGAGCGGUACGGCCUGGUGUUCUUCCGCCAGCAGGAGGACCAGGAGAAGGCGCUCGGCGCCUCCAAGGGGAAGCUCUUCUUUGGGAUGCAGAUUGAGGUCACGGCCUGGAACGGCCCAGAGACCGAGAGCGAGAACGAGUUUCGGCCCCUGGACGAGCGGAUAGACGAGUUCCACCCGAAGGCCACGCGGACCCUGUUCAUUGGGAACCUGGAGAAGACCACCAGCUACCACGACCUUCUCAACAUUUUUCAGCGCUUUGGAGAUAUUGUGGACAUUGACAUUAAAAAAGUAAAUGGGGCCCCUCAGUAUGCUUUCCUCCAGUACUGCGACAUCGCCAGUGUCUGCAAGGCCAUCAAGAAGAUGGAUGGGGAGUACCUGGGUAACAAUAGGCUAAAGCUGGGGUUUGGAAAGAGCAUGCCCACCACAUGCGUUUGGCUUGAUGGCUUGGCCUCCAACAUCACUGAGCAAUACCUCACUCGUCACUUCUGUCGAUAUGGGCACGUGUUAAAGGUUGUCUUUGACAGACUGAAAGGGAUGGCCCUCAUCCUGUACAACAACAUAGAGUAUGCACAGGCUGCUGUGAAGGAGACCAAGGGCUGGAAGAUUGGGGGCAACAAAAUCAAGGUGGACUUUGCCAACCAGGAGAGUCAGGUCGCAUUCUAUCGCUCAAUGCAAGCAUCUGGGCAGGACAUCGGCAGAGAGUUCUAUGAAAUCCCACCUGAGCGAAGAGAUGAACGCAGACCACCAUAUCAUGAUUAUUCAGCAGAUCGAGCAUACUACGAGAAUAUGCGGGCGCAGGGCACCUAUGUGGAAGAUCCUCGGCGCGAGUAUGUUGCCCGCAGUAGGGAAUUUUAUCCAGAAUGGGACCCCUAUCAAGGCGACUACUAUGAUCCGCGCUAUUUUGAUGACCCACGGGAAUACAGGGACUACCGAGACCCUUAUGAGCAGGACAUCCGCAAAUUUUACCUGCAGCGGGAACGGGAGAGGGAGAGAGAGCGGUUCGAGACGGACCGUGAACAUGGUCGGCGCACCAUUGAAAGGAGCCAGAGCCCCUCUCACCCUCGACACCCGGCCACGCCCACUGCCUCCCCGUCCCCGUCCGAGCGCAUGCCCAGCGACUCAGACCGGCGCAUCUACAGCCGCUCCUCUGAGGGAAGCGGCAGCUGCAGCUCUGUCUCGCCGCCACGUUACGAGAAGUCCGACAAGAUGAGGCCAGACCGCUAUGGCAAGGGUGAGAAGCCUGAGAAAGAUCGACCGCUGUUUGAAGUGGAACGCGGCAGUGCGGGUGAGAAGGACAAACGAACUGGCCGCAAGGAGAAGACUGACAAGGAGAAAGGGGAGAAAGCCAAGUUAAGGAAGGUGAAGGUGCCAUCUCCCAGCAUCCCCUCUUCUGACACAGAUCCUGAACCAGACCGGGAGGCAAGCCCAGAUGCACUUGCACAAUCCAAAAGUGGCAAGCUUUUAGCUAAGGACAAGGACGGCUCUAGCAAGGGUCGUCUUGAUUUGCCUCCUUGUGUGGUGCAGCUCACACGUGUAAAGGAGAAAGAGGGGAAACUCCUGGAUCAGCCUGGCCCAGAGAAGCUGAGACAGAAAGGUGAAAAUGACAGCGCCCGUUCCCAGCCGCUGCCCCUGCCUGCCUCAACUGAUUCAAAAGCUGUGCUGUCCCGGCUGGAGCUCCCAAAAGGGGAGCCCCUAAAGCAGGGGAAGGUUGCCAAGGAAAAGGCUGUAGCAAGCCAAGUGGAGGUCGUGGACAAGGAAGGCAAGACAAAACUAAAGAAGCACCUAAAAUCUGAACCUGGAACUGAUAGCAGUAACUCCUCCUUGGAUAUUGACAAGCUGGCUGCAAGAAAGCGGCGUUUUGGAGAGGCGAGCGGGAAGUCUGAUCGGCCUAAGAGAAUCAGCCAAGAGGAAGAGGAGGGGAGGUUUGGGCUUAAGAAACUUUCAGACAUUGGGGCCAGUAAUGCAGUGGCAAAAGAAAAUGAAGUUGACAGGAAAGUAGUGCGGAAAGAGGCACAUAAAAAGGGACCCCAGAAGCCUAAAACAGAAAGGCUGGUUACUGUCUGCAGUCCCAAAGAAAGACAGCUGAGUAUGGACCUUAAGGCUCGACUAGGAGAACCCACAGAGGAGGCCACAGACCUCUCAGACAUUUCUGGUACAGUAGCGAAGUCCCAAUCUCAUCCCAAUACUGCGCUGAUGUUCUCAGAAGAAGGGAGCUUAGACCAUAAUGACACGAGGCAGCCAGAGCAACAAAGCUAUGUAGAGCUCUGUGAACAAGCCUUAGUAGAAGAGAAAAGCACAGGGGUGGGGCAGGAGCACGCGUCCCUGGACAUUGACCACUCUCAGAGCUACCGCAAACAGAUGGAGCAGAGUCGGAAGCUCCGGCAGCAGCUACAGUCUGACAAGCCGGACAAACCUGGCAGCCCUAGAGGUACCGAUACAGAGGACUUUGAGCACCGAAGCCUGGUGCAUGAGGUAGGCAAGCCUCCUCAGGAUGUCACAGAUGACUCCCCGCCUAGCAAACGCAAAAAGGUGGAGGCCUUUGACUACGAUCUGACCACCAAGCGAGAACGUAACUACCGAAGUUCCCGGCAAGUGAGUGAAGAUUCCGAGCGCAAUAUGGCUUCCCCACCAGGGCUGCGGCCCUUUGCCUACCAUGAGGAGGAGGGUGCAGCUAAGGAAACUAAAGAAUCGCCAAAGAUGGAAGAUAAAGUCUACCCACACUUGGAUCUCUUAAAGUACAGUUUAGACUCAACAAUUAGCAAGGCUCGGACCUCACAUCAAGAGCUGCCUAAGCUGAAGGCAGCAUCCCUGGGUUGUGAAGAGGAAUUGCAACAGCGCUGGGAGAGCCGAGCGAAGCAGGACCCGCGUCUCCCAGACAUGAGCUUCCCUGGCAGCCUACUGAAACGCGAGAGUCUUCGCCAUCGUCUCUUGAUUGAUUUGGAGCCCGGGGAGGUGCCGUCUGACUCUGAAGAGGAUGGAGAGCGCAAGAACCACUCCCCAAAGCCCUCCACCUCCCUCAGCUAUUUUCUCCGGGACCGGAGGUUUUCAGACCUCAGACUGCCCACUUCCCUGGAAAAGAACAAGUUUUACUCGUUUGCACAAGAACAGACUAUCACUCCAGAUACAAAGGCCUUGCUAGAGAGAGCUAAGUCACUUUCCUCCUCCCGUGAAGACAACUGGCCCAUCCUCAACCGAGAUUCGCACGUUUCCAGCUUCCGCAGCAGCAAGGAUAAGGACAAGGUGGAGUCUACGCCACGGCCAAUUCCCUCCUGGUACAUGAAAAAGAAGAAGAUCCGCACCGACUCGGAGGGAAAGCUGGAAGAUAAGAAAGAAGAGCCAAAACCAGAGGAACACGAGCGACAGGAGUUAUUUGCCUCCCGUUUUCUUCACAGCUCGAUCUUUGAGCAGGACUCGAGGCGCCUCCAGCACCUGGAACGAAAGGAUGAAGACAUUGAGCUGGGCUUCGGCCACCAGUCCGGCAAGCUAGGAACAAUGGAAGGGCAGCCUGGUCUGGGUGCAGGUGACCUACAGCAGGAGCCAGUGGUGCUCUUCCACGAACUCUUCCUGGAGGUGAUAGGGCAACAACAGAAGGAGAGGGAACAGCGUUUACGGGAGACGGAGAAAGCAAGCAGCGCGUAUGGAAAUGUCGGAGAGAAGCAGCAUGAAGGAGAACAGCAGCCACAGCAGCCGUUGUCCAGCAAUCCAAAGGCGGCUCUUGAGCCUGACCUGAAACGAACCAGCCCUAAUCCUGUUGUUCCAGAUGUCGUUUCUCCCCCAGUGCCCUUCGAGGUUUCUCCUCCACACGGAAAAUAUGCUGUCCAGACAGUGUCCCCAGAUCAUUCAGACUUGCCGAUGAAGGAAGACCACUUAGAAGCUGAGAAGGUGUCCCCAUCACUGUCCUUGCCUCUGGUACAGGACCAACCUCUUGCCUCUAUUUGCAUAACCCCCCCUGAGCCCACUGCUACAGAAAUGAAAAUGGAGCUGAAGGAGGAGGUGGCUGAGGUCAGGAUGCUUGCUGAGAAUGCUUUGAAUAUUGAGCACUCCGAUCUUGAUGUAAAGCCUCCCACUCCUGGAGCCUCACUGAUCAGUUCAGAAUCAGAACAUGCGCUUGAACCUGACCCAGAGCCCCCUGAGUUUCAUUCUUCUGUCUCUCCUAAGCCUGAGGAGGCAAUGGAGCAUGUUAGGGAAGAGGAAGCCCUGACAGUAAAGGAAGAGGAAGUCCCACCAGCUAAGGCAAAAUCUCAGGACGGCGAGGAGGCAGAGAAACCUGAAUGCCCCCCUGGGGUGCAGAUGCAGACCUGUGAUGAUAUGGAGGCAGAGCCGGUGUUACCAUCUAGGAAGCUUAAGAGCAAGAGGACCAAGCUGACUCCACCAGCACCACAGUCUGAUGUGGUCCAAACAGCCAAUUCAGAAAAGCAGGCCAUCCGCAAGAGUGAACGCAUCGACAGAGAGAAGUCAAAGAGGGUGUCCUCUCCUCGAGGAGACUCCAAGGCUGUCUCAGAUUCUAGAGCAACAAGUAAAUCACCCAUCCACGCCUCUGAGUCGGACCAAAGCUCAGAACAAAGCUUGCCCCCCAGCAGGACACGCCGCCGAAAUGUGCGAUCAGUCUACGCCACUCCGCAUCUAGACAGUCUACGCGACGAGACCCCUCAGCACCCUGGCAAGGAUGUGGUGGAGUCACCCCGUUCUACACGAAAGCGCGCUGGGGACAGAGAGACAACUCAGCAGCCGCAGUCUCAGCAGGAUACCCCGGCCGCCCCAACCACCACGCGGAGAGGACGCCCCCCCAAGACUCGUACUCGGCGAGGGGAGGAUGCAUCUCCUGUGAAAGGUGACCCAGCAAAAACGGCAGAAGCAGAGGAGGUUGACGGCAAAGAUGCGGGCUCGAGCGAAGAAGUCGUCAAGGUGGUAGAAGGGUGGCGUUCACCUCGUACACAGAAAGUACAGCAAAAUCAAGGGUCCCCACCUUCUGCUCAGAAUAAGAAAGGGGGGAAAGCAGGGAAAGUACUUCAGAGCAUGACUCAGCAGAUGGAGCUCGUUGGAGGAGAUGCCACAGCAGCCCAGGAUCCAGCUGUUAAGCCGAAAGAUGAACCCCUAGAGGAAGGUGAGAAGCCAAAAGAGGUUGAUGCUAAGCAGCUUGACAACUUUACCUGUCAGACAGAACCUGAGAAAGAGAAGGAAACAAUGGAAUCAGCAGAGGGGAAAGUUAGUGAGGACAAAAGUGAGAAAACGGCACUGAUGGUGGAGAAAAAGCCGUCAUUGGAUAAGUGUGGGAAAGUGAAGGCACCAAGGUUGACACGCAACACCAAACCUACUGAAGAAGACAAAUCUCGUAGUGUGAAAAACCUGAAGAACCGCCUGAGUGCAGAUGAAAUGAAAGGUGCACUGCAUUCUGGUGAGGAAGCAUGUGAGCCUCAUGAGCCUGCUUUGAAGACAAAGUCGCCAAGUAUGUCAAUCAACGAUGAGUCAUCUCCUACUCUUGAAAAGGAGGUAGCUGAGCUCAGCCCUGAGGCUAAGGACGAACUGUCUGACACUGAGCCUCCUGCAGAUCCAGUUGCCACUCUGCUUGCCCAGCAGAUGGAACUGGAUCUGGCUGUGAAGAAUAUUGCUAAAAUGACUGAACAUCCCACCCUGCCACCUUACAAAGAAGCCCCUGCAGAGCCCCCUGUAUUGCUGCCUCCUGUUGUAGAGGAACCACCGUGUGAAAUUGAGGAAGAAAAGCCAGCUAAUCCUGCAAGUGAGACUGAAUUAGCUGCUGCUAUCGACUCUAUCACAGCUGAGGAUAUUUCUGCUGAUGCUGAUAGCUUUGCCGCUCCUCCUACCUACACUUCAGUUAUUCCCACUGCAGAGCCUCUGGUCCUGCCUUCUGCCAGCGAGGCGAUGGAGCCAGAGACGAACCUGGCUAUCAGCAACAUCAUGGAUGUUGACACCGAAAUGCAGCCUCUAAGUCCUGAUUCCAAGGCUGCAGAAUCAGCUCGUGGCAGCUCAUCUUUGGCCCAAGAGGAGUCUUCCCCACCGGAGAUGCCUAAGAAAGGAAGUAAAGUUAGAUCAAAAGCUCAAAAGAAGUUAGGGACCCGGAAGGGCGGUGCCAGCAGAAAGGGGGAGACCUCAGAAGAGAGUGUGUCUGAACCUGAACCUACCCCUGUAAAAAUGCCAGAAUCUGUUCCUGAAGAGAUACCGUCACUAAAGCCCAAUGCAGCUGGCUCCUUGACGGCAGCAACAGCUGUUGCUUCUUCUACUGCCUCCCUCAAACAAGAAGUGGGGCAUGUGAUCGUGGGGUCCAUGGACACCCCCAAUGAAGCAGAGCAACCCCCUGUGGAGCAGCCUGCAGCUCAAGAAUCUGCCUUUCAUUUGGGUAGCAAGAGUCCCUCUCACCUCAGACUACAACAGCCACUCUCUGAACUUGCAGCCCCUCCCCUCUCAUUAUCUCCAACUCGGCUAAACACCAUGGCAUCAGGUUCUGGCAAACCAGCAUCUUCGCCUGAUUGGAUUAAUAGAUCAAAUGACAGUGGAACGCUCGCUGCCCCUGUGUCACAAGCAAGCAUGCCCUCACCACCUAUAGGGGCAGCAGCAGCAGCCAAUGCAGUGGCAGCUCCUUCAGGAAACCCCGCCUUGCCCCCGGACACCAAAGCCUCUGAUGUUGAUCCUAGUUCUAGCACGUUGCGCAAGAUCCUCAUGGAGCCUCAAUAUGUACCUGCCUCAGGCAGCAGCUCAUUGUCCAGCACACUGCUCACUACCUCCCUCGGUGACCCACGUGUGUCAGACAACAAGACUCAGUCUGACACAGUGAUUGCCAGACCCUCUCCACCUGAAGACAGACCAUCGCCUGCGACACCUCAACCUACUGUCCAGCAACCACCUCUGCCUCCUCCUGAGAUGCAACAAACCUUUAGUGAGAAGAUGGUGAACUCUGUCAUUGCCUCCACUGUAACUUCUGUUAUCAGCCGCAUCCCUGUACCCUUUGACUCAGAAGAGGCGCCACGCAUCUCGUUGAGCGACCGCAAUGCAGGCAUGCAGCUGCCGAAGCAGAAAUACCGACCGAGUGGAAAUGAGACUAACCGGUACCAUGGGCUAGCUAUGGGUGAGGAGGGUGCUGCUGUGGGACGUCCUGGGGUUGAGAGCGCAGCUUAUAGCACUGGCUCCAGCCCACGUCUGAGAGUUAAUACUUCACAGGGUGUGGUUGUCCUGAGUUGCUCGGGACAGAAGACCGAGGGGCCCCAGCGGGUAAUUGCCAAAAUCAGCCAGAUCCCACCAGCUAGUGCAGUUGACAUAGAGUUCCAGCAGUCCGUGUCCAAAUCCCAAAUUAAGCAGGAGCCAUUCACCCCUUCCCAGCCAACCACCCCCAAAGGCUCCCAAACUCCCACUGGAUAUGGGCACCCUGGGGGAAUCCUCAGUCAGGCCUAUAAUACACAGCAUGUCAUUUCCUCCAUCAAGCAGGAGAGCCCAGGUUCAGAUAAGACAGACAUGCAGUACCACCCUGGGCCUCAGGGGAAAAUUAACCAGCAGGCUGGAAGCAAUCCUCAGGUCCUAGUCUACAGCCAGGCAAUGAUACAGCAGCAUGGAAAGAAAGCGAUGGGAACGGAGUCCUUGCCAUUGAAAGGUGAUGUGAAUAAGCCGUCUCAGCCCUCUAACGUCAGUCCUGGUUUGAGUCCUCACCACCCUUCCCUAGCUGGUAAUUAUGUCAGUUCCAGCCCUGGCACCCCAAUUGAUAGACCGAUCCCACACCCAAGUGGCAUAAAGCAGGAACCACACUCUCCUCGCACAUCAGGUCACUCGCCGUCUCCAUUUUCCAAAACAUGCCCACCUAACACCUCUACUUCCCCUGUCGGGACCUCUGUGGUCCUGGGCCCUGGUAAGCCUAGUAUGUCCCAGUACACCUCUGGUGUGCAUCACCAGGAGCAGUCGGUCAUUAUGCCUCCGCACAGUGUCAACCAGACCGUUGCCAUGGGGCACCUCUCUCAAGGCGAGGUGCGCAUGAACACCCCUCCACUCUCUGCAAUGGGCUAUGGGAUUCGUCCUGAGCCUCUGGCGUCCCCGCGCCCCGGGCCUCAGCAGCGUUCCACUACGCCCCAGCCAGCUGGCAUUCGGGACCUUGUCCUGCAGUCGCUCCCUGGUUCUGCUGGGUCGGUCGGAGGCAGCGGAAGCUCUGUUUCAGGGGAUGAUGAAAGCAGACAUUAUCACCAGUCCCUGUGCAGGCCUUCUGUGCCACAGCUGCAGCCGGAAGUAAUGGUGAUGCAGCCAGACUACCGUGCACUACAUCACGGUGGUAUGCGGCUGGAACAAUAUGGGCUCCCCCCCAGGAUCCUUAUGCGCCACCAGCUGGGUGAGCACCCAGCUCCUGAAUCCCGACAGACUCGUACCCCGGAGGCCGCCCCCUUGUCGUCCUCCUCCAGUGGCAUUCCUUCAUCCUCUUCCAAAACCCCUCCAGCUGGGAAAGGAGUGUUGGGGAGGGACCCCCCAAAAGCACUGGAAGCCAAGAUGCCAUCAUCUCCUCAUGGUGAGAGCAGGAUUAUGGGAGUUCACCCUUCAGUGCCCGUCAUGGUGUCUCCUCAGGGGGUUCAGAUGAUGCAGACAGGGGCUGCAGGUUCCUUCUCUGAAUACUCUUCAGUGUACCGGGAUAUGCGGGGCUUCCACCACCAGUUCCCUGGCCACUCCCCAUUAGGGAUAAACUUGGCUAGUCGCAGCAUCACCCCCUCACAGGGUCUUCAGGACGGGGAUCAUGGGCACCGGAGCAAAACGCCCUUGUCUUCUUCGGGGGCUGCAGCAGAGCGGGGUGAAGCCAAACCAUCAGAAAGCCUGAUUCAUGGUCAGCCCGGAUCCGUGGACCUGCCCCAUCUGCCCCGGCUGGCGAGGGAGACGAGCUCACCCACAUACACGUCUCCCACGGCCGUGUCCCACAAGCUGGAGCUGGGUCCGUCAGCGGCAGGACAGAAGGGCUCGCCCUCGUUCCUGUCCAGCCCGCUGCCCUCCGCCUCUGGCCCGUCGCAAGUCCGGAUGGACGGCAAAGCCGAACACACCGGACACCGGCCGCUUGACAUGGUGCAGCUUCUUCUGAAGUAUCCCAUCGUGUGGCAAGGCCAUCUGGCACUGAAGAACGACACGGCUGCCGUCCAGCUGCAUUUGGUCUCGGGCAACAAUGUGCUGGCGCAUCGCUCGCUGCCGCCGCCCGAGGGGGGGCCCUUGCUCCGCAUUGCGCAGAGGAUGAGGCUGGAGGGGUCACAGCUGGAGGGCGUGGCACGCAGGAUGACCGUGGAGAGUGACUACUGCCUCUUGUUGGCUUUGCCUUGCGGGCGUGACCAGGAGGACGUUCUGAGCCAGACCCACGCCCUAACAGGUGGUUUCAUAACCUAUCUGCAGGCCAAGCUAGCUGCAGGCAUAAUAAACGUCCCCAACCCUGGCUCCAACCAGCCUGCCUACGUGUUGCAUAUUUUUCCGCCGUGUGAAUUUUCGGAGAGCCACCUGUCCCGGCUCGCCCCGGAUCUCCUCAACAGCAUCUCCAGCAUCUCGCCCCACCUCAUGAUCGUCAUUGCCUCGGUUUGAGACCUCUGGCGAACGUCCCCCCUUCUCUUCACCCCCGGCUGGCACACCCCAUCUUCCUGCCUUCUGACACCCGGAAGUGACUUUAAUCGGGAUACGAAGAAACCAUUGGGGGGGGGGGGGGGUCACAGUUUGAAGGAUUGUUUAUAUUUGAACAUUUACAAUCUUGCAUUCACUCACUAGUCUCAGACUAGCCCUCCAUAUGCUAUCUGUUCCCUGUGAAGACUGGGAAAGGUUGAACUAGACUUACAGUGGUCUGUUUUAUGAUUGUUUCUCUGAUAACUUUUUACUUUUUUUAGGGAUUUUUUUUUUUAUGUAGGGAUUUUUUUGUGGGGGGUGUGGGUGGAUCUAACAGGGGCUUGGUGAUAAACGAGGACAGUCAUACUUGGGUGGCCUUUUAUUUGGGACUUGUUUUCAAAAUGAUUGUAAUUUAUCUUUUAAUUUUCUAACAAAGUGAACCUGAAACAAUUAUUGCACUAUGUUGGGGACAGCAAACAAAAAAACAAGAAAAAAAGAAAAGAAAAAAGAACCAUGGACUAAAACUGCAAAUAGUGAAAAUUGUCAGUGAUGUGUACAGCUUUUACUCACCAACCUCAGUUGUACAGUGGAAGAGACUACAUUGGUAGGAAAAAUAUUUUCUGAGUUUUGAAGAGAAAAUCAUGUCAGCCUAAUCAAUCAUUGUUACUUCUACUGGUUCUGUCAUUCUACUUUGACUUGUGCUGCCCAGUCCUGUGUUGAGGACACGGCAGGGGGCUUUUGGAGUUGCAGUUUAUACUUGAUGCUUCUGCAGCAGAUCACUCAUUUUUUUUGGAUGUUUUCCCCUUGUCCGUAUGAAUAGGUUUGAGUAAGCAGAACUCUGUAAAUAUUAUAAAUAUUUAAGAUGUACACCUGGAAGUUGGAAAACCUUCCAAACCUUACAACAGACUUGACUUAACUGGCAAAACGCAAUUGCAAGGCAAACCGGCGCAUUUUUCACGUGUUCACAAAGUGUUUUUAAAAAAUUGUGCCAAAACCGCCUUUCGGAGGAAAAAAAUGAACAAACAAAACUAAAAUGGUAUGUAAAAAAAUAUUUUCAUACUCCACUUUUUGCCUGAUUUCUCACCCUUUAUUGCAUCUUGGGCUCGUCUUGUAAUUUUCUUUCAAUUUUGAGAGAUUUGAAGUUUUUGGAAGUUAAUUUAUGAAAGAUUUGUUUUUCGGUCCCAAAAAAAAACAAAAAAAAAAACUUGGCGCUUCACUCCAUAUUGCUGAGCCCUCUUCCCUGCUUGUCUUUCAUUUUCUUUUUGAAAUCAAUGUGUGUCAACCCAAAUCUCAAAAAGGAAUGUCGUCUUAGUGACCGCUUUACCUCACUGUAGUGUGAGACCGUGACCUUGAACAAUGUUGUAUAUAAUAUUUUUGGACAUUUUGUUCAUUUGGAUUAUACUUUCUUUUUUUCCAUAGUAGUCAUUUAGAAAAACAGAUGAAAAAAAGGCAGAAAAAACCAACCAGGUGUAAUCUAAAACGCAAAGCUAAUCCUGUUUCUCACUUUUGUGGUGUAAAUAUUUGUACGACUGCUGGUCGACAGCUCUCAUGGUCAUGUUGAAGGCACUUACAAUUUUGAUACUCAAAAACAAGUAACGGAAAGCAAAUGAGAGAAAACCGUAAAAACCCACCUUUUCUUUUUGAGCUGUCUCACCCUGAUGUAUAAUUUUUAUGUGUUUGUUACUGUACCUCUAUGAGGCAACUUUACGAUGUGUGUAAAAUAAAUUCAUGUUGAUUUACAUAAA